Epithele typhae is the source of this 852-nucleotide messenger RNA. RefSeq lists its product as uncharacterized. NCBI's taxonomy places the organism in Eukaryota, Fungi, Basidiomycota, Agaricomycetes, Polyporales, Epitheliaceae. Bases 1 to 852 code for a protein of 283 amino acids. The record is from RefSeq and is a predicted model, not a curated record. The transcript has 3 exons.
AUGCCCCUCAUCACGGCCCCUUCAGUCCCUCUUGCACAGCUUCCCCCUGAGUAUGCACUAGAGGACGACCGUCGCCGCUCUGAAACCUCCAGUUCCACCGCUUUCACGACCGGCAUCAACAGACGGGAUAACUACACUGCAUCGUAUGUGGGGUUUGUUCGGUGCCAGAAAUCAUGGCAAGGCCUCCGGCAACGGCUGUGGCUUCCCGCCACUGCCAGAGCAUCAGCGAAGCACGACCCGAGGAAUGGUUUCGUGAUAUGCCCAAACCACCACCACCAAUUCAACUUCUACAUGUUCUUUAUCCGCUUCAUACCCCACAGCGACAUCACACGUGCUCGCUACGUGCUCAUAAACCUCGGACAAUUACAGGAUCUUGACGAAUUCCACGGCAAAGCUGUCGCCCUCGACCCUCAAGACGCCCUCGCCCCCUUCCCCUCGCUUUUUCUAAUCCAUGAAAUGCGUGUUCGAGGGUUCAACCCGCUCAACACCACUAUCCCGGACGUCCCGGAAGACAUCGAAUGGCAGCCCUGGAUUCCCCGCGAAAAUGUCUUGCGGACCGACGGCGGACAAGGUCACUUUGACCGCGACGGAGUGCUGGUGCGCGCGGACGACGGUCGCACGCGCGGGGCGUCCGGGCCGAGACAUCCUCUCCCCAGUGUCGACAACUCGGUCGCCCAGAUUCUGCGCGCGCAGCGCUUGAUGCCGACGUGGCGCGCGUUCGUGAUGGAGAACACGGCGCGGGAUGGGACGGCGGAGGAAAACACCCAGAAGUUCAUCGCUGCUGUCGGUGUCGAAGACUCACCGGUUGGGCAGGAGCAGGAUGAACUGGAUGGGCAGGAUGAUCGGGCGUGA